CAGAUUCCUAAAAUAAAAUUAUUUACAUGAAUAAAUAAAAUAUAUGUGAUGGACUUCUCAUCGUUGAGUGUAAAUGAACUGAUUACACAAUUACAGUCGAUAAUUGACGAUCAAGAAAUCCUAAAAACUUUCGAAGGCUCUUUUUUUUAUAGAUCUUAAUUAAAAUAUUAAACAUGCAGUCAUUAAAUUGUUCACUUUGUAACCAAAAAAUCCCAGGAGCAUUGAACGGCUUGAGCCGGCAUCUUGUAAAUGAUCAUGGGUUAUCACUUAAACGGGGAAUGGGGGAUUCUGGUUUUCGAUGUGGCCAAAAUGGUUGUCAGAGUCGAUUUUAUCAUUUUUAUACUCUGAGAGACCAUAUAAAUAAACACCAUUUGAACAAUAAUUAUGGUGAAGUUUUACCAGAAAAUAAUGAAAUUAAUAUUAAUAUUCAGUGUCAGAGAAUUGACGAUGUUGGUAUUAACAAUCACGAUAAUAAUUAUGAUAUAGAUAACGAUUAUCAAGAUGACGAAGAGCCAUUGAUUCCCGAUGAUAACGAUGAUAAUGUGAUGAACUUUGAUUUACGAAAAUAUGUAAUUCAAAUGGUUGCUAAAUUUCAAUGCAAACCUUCAAUGACAACAAGUUUAUUAGUUGAACUUCUGGAUGAGUGUGAGCAACUUUUGUUUCAUACUCGUGAUUACUUGAAACAGAAGGUGGAACAAUUUUUUAAUACGCGACAACUACACGAUGAUGAAGCUAAGGAUGUGCUCAAAGCAUUUGCAUUUGAUAGCCCUUUUGACGGACUUAAAACUUUAAAUGGCCAAAUCGAAUUAUUGAAACAGCAUUGUCACUACAUAGAGCCAAUUGAGGUCCCUCUUGGAUAUAGGAUAGACAGUAUUCUUGAUAAAAGUACUGGAACUUAUAUGCCUAAACAGGUCCUGGAAACUUGUCAAUAUGUACCGGUUAUUCCGACUUUGACUCUGGUUAUGUCCAGUCCAGAAAUACGAAAGGCUGUGGAGUCUGAAAAAAAAUCUCCCGACGAUAUUUUAGCUUCAUUUGUUGACGGAGAAUACUUUGAGAUUCAUCCAUUGUUUUCACGAUAUCCUCAUGCUUUGAGAUUACAAAUAUACUAUGAUGAGUUGGAAACUGUCAAUCCUUUAGGCUCCAAAACUGGCGUCCAUAAACUUGGUAUAUUUUACUAUACCAUUCAGAAUUUACCACCUCAAAUAAAUUCCGAAUUAAGUUCCAUACAUGUCCUUGUAAUGUGUUCUGACGCAGAUGCAAAGAAAUACGGAUUUAAAAAAAUACUUGCUCCAUUUUUCGAAGAAUUACGUCACUUAGAGAGUGAUGAUGGUAUAUCCAUUGAAACAACUGAAGGAGAAUUUGUUCUUCGUGCUUCUAUCGCAGCAUUUUGUGGGGAUGGAUUGGCCGUUCAUGAUGUCUUUAAUUUUCUUGCUCCAUCAGCAAAUCAUUUUUGUCGGAUGUGUAUGUAUAGCAGAAAUGAUUUACAUUCUGGAAGUUUAGAGCUUGGUCAGAAGCGAAGUAAAGAACUCUAUGAUCAACAUAUAACAUUCCUUAGACAAAAUAAUUUUUCAGCUGAAUCAAAAUCAGAAACUGGCCUUCGAGGAGAAUGCUGCUUACAUGAGUCCCGAUAUUUUCAUGUCUCUGAUAAUAAAGUUUUUGACGUGAUGCAUGAUUUGUUGUGCGGUAUAUGUCCUAUGAUAAUCAAAUUGGUGUUAAAUGAAUAUAUUUUAGUUCAGAAAAAAUUUAACUGUGCAUAUUUUAAUGGAAAAAUUAUGUCCUUUCAAUAUGGAUUUAUUGAAAUGACAAAUAAACCUUCUGCAAAUUUUACUGAUGGAAUGCUUCGUAAAAGUGAACAUACAUUAAGCCAAAAAGCUAUGCAAAUCUGGUGUCUGAUUCGAGCUUUUCCAUUUUUGGUGGCAGAUAAAAUUCCUCUAGGAGAUAAACAUAUGGCACUUAUAUUAAAUUUAUUAAAAAUAAUGGAGAUUAUAUUUGCUCCCAAAAUUAAUAGUCGUUAUUUGAGGAGCCUACAGAAUCUAAUUACCAAUUUUCAUACUAAUUUCCUCAUAUUGUUUCCAAAUGUAAAUCCUAUAAAUAAGUUUCAUCAUAUGGGUCAUUAUGUAGAAUGUAUCCGAUGGAUGGGACCUUUGAUAAACCGUUGGUGCAUGAGGUAUGAAGCAAAACAUGGUGGCAUUAGACUUCGUGCUCAAAAUGUUCACAACUUUAAAAAUUUACCUAAAACGCUAAUAAGACUAUGUCAGUGUAGUCAGAGCGCUAAGUGGGGUGCAGCUGACGUGAAAAUUAAUCGAUUUAUGGCGUCUAACGGAGAUAUUGUUGCAGUUGAAGAUACAGCAAGUAGAGAAUCUCUCCAUUCUUUAGAUUAUAUUGAUACUGAUGAAGUAUUUCGUUGUAAUUCUGUAAAAGUCAAUGGGGUUGACUUUCGAGUUGGCUUGUAUGUAUGCUUAGAAACUUCAAUUACUAGAGAAGAUAAUUUAUGUCUGUUUGGAUGUAUUCAAGAAAUUAUUGUUUUAAGAAACAGCGAUGUACAUUUCUUAGUUUCAGUUUGUAUAACAACUGAAUUUGAUACGAAUUUAAAUGCUUACCACAUUGAGUCCAAUGACAAUGACGAUGAUCCAGGUCUUUUUAUUGAAACAUGUAAACUUCCGUACUUUAAACCAUUCUGUUGUUGGACGAAACCAGAAUCAAAUGACUUAUAUAUUAGUCUUCGUCAUAUAUUGUUAUGACGUAUCAUUCCCAAUACUUUGCCAUCACUUUGUGAUGAAGGUAUUGAUGGGGCAGUAUUUUUGGAUCUAUCGGAAAAAGAUCUCAUCGGCUUAAAUAUAAAAAUGGGACCAAGAAAACGUAUUCUAAAAUUUAUUGAAUCAGUAAAUCUAAAAAAAAAUAUAGAUGGAUCAU
Molecule: messenger RNA, 2913 nt
Organism: Microplitis mediator
Lineage: Eukaryota; Metazoa; Arthropoda; Insecta; Hymenoptera; Braconidae
Exons: 3
Coding region: 174-2741 (855 amino acids)
Molecular function (GO): protein binding
Source: RefSeq, a predicted model, not a curated record